Messenger RNA from Choloepus didactylus (southern two-toed sloth), 2266 nucleotides. It is a transcript of the gene ARMC10, whose product is annotated as armadillo repeat containing 10. The record is from RefSeq and is a predicted model, not a curated record. Gene Ontology annotation, cellular component: mitochondrion. The transcript has 6 exons. The coding region runs from base 383 to 1303 and encodes 306 amino acids. NCBI's taxonomy places the organism in Eukaryota, Metazoa, Chordata, Mammalia, Pilosa, Megalonychidae.
CCGGGUGCGAUGGCCGGGGGAGUACCCCGGAGGGAGCCCGCCUCGGGGCUGCGGUGGCGAUCACGUGUGCCUCCCCCCCGGGGCGCAGUCCCUGCAGUCCCGCACCGAGCCCACCCGCCGGCUCACGCCCUCCACUCGGGCCAGCGUAGAAGCCGCAGGAGCGCAACGGGGCGUGAGGGGGAGGUUUUACGAUUUUAGCUAGGCCAUUUCCGGGAGGCGGAGCUCAGACUCGCAGUUCCUUUCUCUUCGACUCGGUGUCGCUCGGGUUGCUGAGCCCGUGUGCCCUGGAGACCCCUGCACCCGACCCGCGCCUCAGUCCCCGUGCAGGCCACCACGAGCUUCCUACGCGGGCUCGGCGUUGCGCCCAGGUCCCGGCGGCAAUAUGGGCGGCGCCCGAGACGUAGGCUGGGUGGCGGCGGGCCUGGUCCUCGGCGCCGGCGUCUGCUACUGCAUUUACAGGCUGACGCGGGGCCGGCGGCGAGGCGAUCGUGGGCGCCGGCUGCGCCCCUCGCGAUCUGCAGAAGACUUAACAGAUGGUUCAUAUGAUGAUGUCCUGAAUGCAGAACAACUUCAGAAACUCCUUUACCUGCUUGAGUCAACUGAGGAUCCAGUAAUUAUUGAAAGAGCUUUGGUUACCCUGGGUAACAAUGCAGCCUUCUCAGCUAACCAAGCCAUUAUUCGUGAAUUGAGUGGUAUUCCAAUUGUUGGAAAUAUGAUCAACAGUCGCAACCACAGUAUUAAAGAGAAAGCUUUAAAUGCACUGAAUAACCUGAGUGUGAAUGUUGAAAAUCAAAGCAAGAUAAAGAUAUACAUGAAUCAAGUCUGUGAGGAUGUCUUCUCUGAUCCACUGAACUCUGCUGUGCAGCUGGCCGGACUGAGAUUGUUAACGAACAUGACUGUUACCAAUGACUACCAGCACAUGCUCAACAGUUACCUUACAGACCUUUUCCACGUGUUACUUAUAGGAAAUGGAAGCACCAAGGUUCAAGUCUUGAAACUACUUGUGAAUUUGUCUGAAAAUCCAGCCAUGACAGAAGGACUACUCAGUGCCCAAGUGGAUUCAUCAUUCCUCUCCCUUUAUGACAGUCACAUAGCAAAAGAGAUUCUUCUUCGAGCACUUACACUAUUUCAGAAUAUACACAACUGCCUCAAAAUGGAUGGUCAUUUAGGUUUUCAGCCUACUUUUACUAAAGGUUCACUGUUUUCCCUAUUCUAUGGAGAAGAAUGUGCUCAAAAAAUGAAAGCUUUAGUUAAUCACCAUGAUGUAGAUGUGAAGGAAAAAGCUGUAAUAAUGAACUGCUGAUUGGCCAUGUUUCCAAUGCAGUCUGAAAAUAAUACGCAUUAUAAGUUUUUUAUUUUCCAUUUUCCUUAUAAAGGGAUCCAUUCUGCUAUGGAAUUUAAACAGUAAAUAUCAUGUUUCAUCAUUAACACAGUUAUAACUUUACCAUGGUCUUCAAGGUUUGUUUUUUUUGUUUUUUGUUUUUUGGAUCCUUUUAUUCCUACCAAAUAUGAGAACUUACAAUGAAAACAUUUUCUUGAUUUUGCGGUCCAGGUUGAUAUAUUGUUAUUUUCUCUACAUAAAGUGACAGUGAUCUUUUUACGUGUAAGCUACCCUUCUGCUAUCUGAAGUGAUUUGCAGUUACCCCUCUGAGAGGGCACUAGUGUGUGACUAAUUUGUUGUUUUAGAACUGCCAUAGGCAUGGCUGUUCUUUUAGUAGUGAAAAGAUCCUGAGCUCUCAAGGCCACUGUCAGCCCAGCCACACUGCUUUCCCAGAUCUAUUUGAAUCAUUAGAAUGUAUUCUAAUAAUUUCUAGUCAAUGAAAAACGUAAAUUUUUAGAAGACAGUGUUUGCUAUUUCUCACCCAUUCCAUUUAGCAGUAUGUAAACAUGUUACACCUAAAAUACUGGGAUCCAUUAAAAUGCCCAUCUGUAGGCAAUUGUUAAAUCAAUUACCCAGGCCUUAUAAAAAGAAUGAAGCCAAUCUGAAUUUGCUAAUGUUGAAAGACAUCCAUGAAAUAUGGUUGGUUUUUAAAAUGCAUGUUGUAGAAUAUGUUUAAUUUGAUCUCAUUUGUGGUUUUUUUAAAUGAAAAAUAUUUAUGCUUAUAAAUAUAUAUAAGCAUAAACAGUUCUAGAAUGAUACACAAACUCCUGGGAGUGGGACUGGGGAGUGGAGAAAUCACUUUUCUAGGGAUGUCCUCUUCUACUGUUUAAAUUGUUUACUAUGAGCAUACAUUUUAUAACUUUUUUUAAAUAAAGAGAAAAUUAC